AUGGGGGACGUGGUUUCUACUCACCUGGACGAGGGGAAGAGGGAGAUGAUCACAGCAUGCACCAGGCGGGUGAUGGCGGAGUUCGGGGGGGUGUAUCAGCAGCAGUAUGCGGUGGCGCUCUUUAACAGUGUACGUUAUGAAAUUGAAGGAGGGACAAAUGUCCAUUCCCAGCUCUUACACCGCAAGAAUCCACUGCAAGACAAAUCUAUUUUCUCUGGAGACUUGUUUCACUACAUGGAUGAAAAUAAAAAAUGGAGAAACCGCUUCUUCUAUGUGGCAGACUCUUACAACAUCCACUUCUAUGACUCCAAACUGGCACAUGAAAGAGGCAUCCAUCCCAAAGGAGUCAUUAACUGUGCUGGAUACAAAGCCCUGAACUCCAUGGAUGAAUACCUGGAGCUGCUCAACAGCUGCAUGCCUGACACGAAGGUGAAACCAGACAACUCUCCAUAUUUAAGGUGCGCCUCGAACUUCCUUCUGAUCCUGUGGCAUCCCUACGCUCGGCAUCACUACUUCAACGUGAGGACUGAGAAAGAGCAGAGGAAGUGGCUCGCCGUGUUUCAGGACUGCAUCAGACACGCCAAUAAUGGUCUGUCAGAGGAGAACAAUGUGCAGACACCAGCGUUCACCGACUCUGUGCGACUCUACAGACAGUCUAAAGGCCACUACGGUACCUGGGACAUGAUGUGUGGAGAUCCACCAAGGAUUCUGGCCAAUCUGGUAAUGGAGACUUUGCUCCCAGACCUCAAGAAGGUGAUCGGGCCUCGGCUAAAAGGCAAACUGCAGCAGAAGCAGAGAAACUGGAUGCUGAUCUCAGAUGCAGUGUACAGGCAGGUGUUGGCUCAUACGCAGGCGCAGCAUGGGGCACUGGUACAGGCCUGUGAAGUAGAACGUCCCCGUCUGGACGCUGCACUCCGCACAGACAUGGACCAGAUCGUUGCCUCCAAAGAACAUGUUACUGGAAGGAUGCGCGCAAUGGUGCUUCCACAAGCAGAGCAGUUCUGUAAGGCUGGUGUUCAGCCCUACACCAGUUCCAUCUUAGAAGCUUUGAUGGACCCAGUAGGCAGAGGUUUCUCCGAGGUCAGGGAGGUUCUUUUCGUCGAACUGGUGGAAAUCAGCAAGAAUACGGUCAACGACGAAGGAAGAGCAGCACUUGGAACGCAUAUGGAGAAACUGUCCAUGCUGGCCUUUCAUCCGGUGAAGAUGCAGAGCUGCUACUACAAUAUGGAGCAACUGAGUCUGGAGGGUCUUCAGCAGAGAUUUGACGUGUCCAGCUCCUCUGUGUUUAUUCAGAGAGGUCAAAUCCUUAUGAGAGAGCAAAUGGACAAUGGAGUCUACACAUUUGAGCAGUUGUUGCACCAAAGCCUAGAAGAUCAGUCAGAAGAACAGCUCCAUAAAACCAUCCAGUGCUGCCAGGAGCGAGUACUGAAGAAAUACGACUAUGACAGUAGCUCAGUUCGUAAGAAGUUCUUUAGAGAAGCACUGCUGCAGAUCAUCAUUCCACACAUGCUGAAACAUCUCUACCCUGUCUACUCUGCUGAACUUCCAAAGUUUGAAGAGCUCAUCUUUGAAGACUUCUCACGCUUUAUUUUGGUGGAGAACAUUUUCGAGGAGGUCGUACUGCAGUCAGUCUCCAAGGACAUCAUGAUGGCGGUGAAGGAGGCGGCCGUCCAGAGGAGGCACAACCUGUACAGAGACAGCAUCGUGUUGACCAACAGUGACCCCAACCUGCACCUCCUGGAGGGGGAUACUGUCGACUGGGCCGGCCAGUACGGAGGAGGCGGCGACAGAGAGGAAAGGAAAAGGAACCGCAGACAGAUCGUCUCUAUGAUCAGGCCCGACGGCUUGUCAUCGGUGCCUUACGGCUCGUGUCUGGAGGUGCCCGGUGUGGAAGAGAUACCUGAGGAAAAUGAGGCACAGAUGGGCGAAGAUCUCAGAGAGCAACCUUUAGCUGAUACAGAUCUUCAGGAGCCGCCAAUCAGUCCCGUGGAACCAAAAACCCCGGAGACCCCGAGCUCUCCAGACAACGUGCUAGAGAUCCGUCACCUCAUUAACCCAGUCCUGGAAAUGGUUCUUCCUUCGACAGAGGACGCAGUGCUGACCAACGGGACCCUGCCUCUGGAGGAGGGUGACGAAAUACAGGAAAUCACCAUAGUGAACGAACUGAUGCCGAGGGACGCGGCUAUCGCCAGCGCCCUUCAGGAGCUGGACAAUGCUGUGAAAGAUGAGGACUAUGACGUAGACUCUGAUGAGGAACUGGGCCAGGAACAGCACGAUGACAGCGGAUUUCAGUCUCCCACCAACGAGGCCCAUGAGAACGGGGACGCGGUGGAUACCGAGCAGGUGGAGGUUACACUGGAGCAGGAACGUAAGGAAUCGGGAGGCAAAUGA
This is a messenger RNA of Trichomycterus rosablanca, 2391 nucleotides long. RefSeq names its product niban apoptosis regulator 2a (gene niban2a). The record is from RefSeq and is a predicted model, not a curated record. Lineage: Eukaryota; Metazoa; Chordata; Actinopteri; Siluriformes; Trichomycteridae. The transcript is spliced from 15 exons. The coding region runs from base 1 to 2391 and encodes 796 amino acids.